GGAGACGCAAUUGUUUGUGAUGUCAGACGUGGAGCAUCACUAGAAAUUAAGUUUUCAAUACUGUUUAGCAGUAUGUCAAGCGUCUACUAUAUAACUCUACUUUUACCAACACUUAUAUGGAAUCUACAUCUCUGUACGGCAGUGGACAAAACACCCCUCCGGUAUCGACCGUUCCGUUGCCGAAAUGGGUGGUCUGUAUCGCAAACCGUUCGCUGUGAUGGCUUCCGCAACUGUGUUGAUGGGUCUGAUGAAGAGAACUGCACACUUCCGAUGUGGCUUGAGCAACCUUCGCCAAAUGUUACGGUUGCUGUUGGUGCUUUGAUGAACCUAACAUGCAUUGCCGGGGGUAGCCCACCACCGAUUAUCGAAUGGAAAAUGAAUGAUAAGCAGCCAGAAGCGAACUGUGACUGGACAACCGAAGAGGGUGUCGGGCUGCUCAGUUGUCGAAUUCGGUUGAUCGACAGUGGAAACUACAGUUGUGUUGCUAGACAACCGAAGGCAUCGUUGGAGUCUACGGUAGUAACGCAUGUGACCGUGACUGGAAACGUUUGCAAGGAUGGCUUUUUCAAUGAGGCUGAUAAAAGAAAGGCUUGCAUAAAGUGUUUCUGUUCUGGAGUUUCCAGUUUAUGUCAUGCCUCUGAGCUGUACCGUUGGAACUACACAAUGGCGAUGAACGAUUGGCGAAUGAAAUAUGCUACAUUACAAAACUCAGGACAAUUUAAUCAAGAACUAGGAAUGAAAGUCUAUGAUAAGUUCACGGAUGUUCCAAGAAAUACAACUCCAUACUAUCGACUUCCUUUCAAAUUCAUUGAAUAUCAAGUUGAUUCGUACGGUGGAUUGCUUCGGUAUGAAGUUCAGAUUGACAGUACUUCCUACCAACGAGAAGACCCAGAUGUCAUCCUAAAAGGUUACAACACUACCCUGUUGUUUAAGUACAAACCACAACUGCUAACUGGACAACUGAACAAAAUAGCUGUUCUGCUGCACGAAGCCAACUUCCGCCGACUCGAUGGAAAAAAGACCAGCCGUGACGAUCUGAUGACCGUGUUGUCCUACAUAGACACAUUCCUAAUCAGAAUGUACCCGUUGGGUGGUGUAUAUAGUCCCGCUAGUACGCCGCUGGUCAUGGAUGCAUCUACCAAGCUUGCUUACCAUGGAUUGGGUAAGAUGAGCCGCGUGGAGGAAUGCCGCUGUCCCCACGGGUACCGAGGAACGUCCUGUGAACGGUGUGAUUUUGGAUACAAUCGUGCCUCCCGGUAUCUGAGAUCUGGAAUAUGUAUGCCGUGGGAAUGGCAUCGGGCAGAGUACUUGAAAGUUUCAUCGUCGACAACGAUGAGAAACUAUCACUACGUUUAGAAACAACAUUUCGAAAAAAAUAGUUUUAUUUGCCUAAGUUUUGUUUACCAAUUUCUUGUGAAAAAAUAUAUUUUGUAGAGGAACCUACGGAGACUUGACUAUGCGCGAGGUUCUAUAAUCAGUAAAGCCAUGUAGUAUUAGGUCCGUAAAUUAUUCAUGAAAACUUUUUUAUAGGUGAUUUAAUCCCCUAAUGUAAUUUUAAAAGUUUGGAAUGAAAAGUCCAUCUACCGA
Messenger RNA from Topomyia yanbarensis, 1587 nucleotides. Its product is annotated as basement membrane proteoglycan-like. The transcript is spliced from 4 exons. Gene Ontology annotation, molecular function: protein binding. Gene Ontology annotation, cellular component: basement membrane. Gene Ontology annotation, biological process: axon guidance. The coding region runs from base 73 to 1356 and encodes 427 amino acids. The record is from RefSeq and is a predicted model, not a curated record. NCBI's taxonomy places the organism in Eukaryota, Metazoa, Arthropoda, Insecta, Diptera, Culicidae.